Molecule: messenger RNA, 2091 nt
Organism: Cavia porcellus (domestic guinea pig)
Lineage: Eukaryota; Metazoa; Chordata; Mammalia; Rodentia; Caviidae
Gene: Hoga1
Product: 4-hydroxy-2-oxoglutarate aldolase 1
Exons: 8
Coding region: 476-1378 (300 amino acids)
Biological process (GO): glyoxylate catabolic process
Cellular component (GO): mitochondrion
Molecular function (GO): (R,S)-4-hydroxy-2-oxoglutarate aldolase activity
Source: RefSeq, a predicted model, not a curated record
UUGUGGGAGGAGGGCCCAGGCUGGACUAGAGAAGUGCUUUAGUGUUGGCACCCAGAAACUAUCCCUGGGUCUAGCAAGAGGGACAUGGGCUUGUGGCAUUUCUUCAACUGCAUGCCAGAGGAAAAAGGGCUCUUUGGAGCCUGUAUGUCUUGCUUGUGACCCUGGGAGCACCCAGCUGAGGCCUCCCCAGUGCUUACAAGUCUGGGAGACUACAAAUUUUUAACUAGAUGCGUUGAUCAUUAACGGGAUAGAAAGGAAUUCAAACUCAGCCUCACCUGGGGACAUAAGCCAGCUAGGCCCCAGGCUGCCUGAGAUAUGCUGGGUCCCCGAAUGUUGGCCUCUGUGAGACAGGGGCUGAGAAAGAGCUUGUCUAGGAACACGAGGGGCUGGGCCUCGGGAGAGAGGAAGAAGGUGAACAUCACAGGCAUCUACCCCCCGGUGACCACCCCCUUCACUGCCAACGCAGAGGUGGAUUAUGGGAAACUGGAGGAGAACCUGCACAAACUGGGUACCUUUCCCUUUCGAGUCUCAGGUGCUGGGGAGAGACACCUGCAGGAGCCCUCAACCCACCACCUGCUGCUGCCAGGGAAGCAAGAAGCAGCCAGGCUUCGUGGUCCAAGGCUCCACUGGAGAGUUCCCCUUCCUGACCAGCGGCGAGCGACUGGAGGUGGUGAGCCGAGUGCGCCAGGUCGUGCCCAAGGACAAGCUCCUGUUAGCAGGCUCCGGCUGCGAGUCCACUCAAGCCACCGUGGAGAUGACUGUCAGCAUGGCGCAGGCCGGGGCUGAUGCUGCCAUGGUGGUGACUCCUUUCUACUACCGCGGCCGCAUGAACAGCGCUGCUCUCAUUCACCACUACAGCAAGGUUGCUGAUCUCUCUCCAAUUCCUGUGGUGCUGUACAGCGUCCCAGCCAACACAGGACUGGACCUGCCUGUGGAUGCAGUGGUCACACUUGCUCAACACCCAAAUAUUGUGGGCAUGAAGGACAGUGGUGGCGAUGUGACGAGAAUCGCGCUGAUUGUUCACAAGACGAGGCAUCAGGAUUUUGGGGUACUGGCUGGAUCUGCUGGCUUCUUGCUGGCCAGCUAUGCCUUGGGAGCUGUGGGGGGCGUGUGUGGCCUGGCCAACGUGCUGGGAGCCCAGGUGUGCCAGCUAGAGCGACUCUGCCUCACUGGGCAGUGGGAGGAAGCCCGCAAGCUGCAGCUCCGCCUCAUCGAGCCUAACACUGCGGUGACCCGGCGCUUCGGAAUCCCAGGGCUGAAGAAAGCCAUGGACUGGUUCGGCUACUAUGGGGGACCCUGCCGUGCCCCACUGCAGGGGCUGAGCCCCGCUGAAGAGGAGGCACUGCGCUUGGACUUCAGCAGCAAUGGCUGGAUCUGAAGGCGCCCUGGGAACGCCGGGCUGGAGCCCUCUGUCUCUCCUUGCCCCUGCAUCCUGCAGAGUGAAGAAGAGUGGGGGAUGGGCCAGGAGCUCCUUUCCCGCUUCACCCCUACUAGGCACCCCCGUGCAACCUCCCCGUCUCCCCCUAUUUCUCUCCUAGAUAUGCCGAGUCUCUAAAGACCAGCGGACUGGGCAGGAGGAAUCCCUGACCUGCCUCUGUACUGUGUAUGCUAUUCUCUAUCCCGGGCCCAGAAAACGGAGAGCAGAGGGGAAGAGGAGAGAACGGUGGGGUCACAGGGAACUGUACACUGAAGGGAUGAUUAUUAGCCUUCUGAGUCAGGGUUAUUACUAAAAAUGCAGGUUCUGACUGUUUCCAGAGGAUGCAGCGGGCUAGGAAACCUGAUUGGGAGAAUGUCGCUGGGCUUUGGAAGACCCCAAACUGCAUUCCAGUCACUAUGCCCCUCCUAAAUCUGUUUUCAUUCCGUCUUGUUUACUCACCAUCAAGUGCACAGACAGCUUCAUGGCUGUUAAACUGGUAAAUAAUGACACCUGCUGGAUAAACACACAUUCUGGAAGACUAAUUGGACUGGCCCACUCUGCAACACUAAGGAAGGGGUCUUGGCACGAGACAGAGCCAUCUUCAUAUCUGUAAGCACUCUGCUUAUUAUUAAAAAUAACCAUGUUGUCACUAUAAUAAAGUUUAACAAAUAAAA